AUGGAUUAUAAUAAAAUUAAUAAUACAUCAUGUAAUUAUAUUAGUGAUCAUUAGCAAAUAUAUUUAAUGAGUCCUCUUAAUUUGAUUAAUCCAGAUAAGAAGAUGUAUUGAUUGUUUAUUAUUUUUAAGGUUGUAAAUUUUUUAAGAGAACCAAGAGCAUCUAAAAAAUUAUCUUAUUAAUAUCCAGUUGUAGAAGAAGCAUCUUCAUAUUGGGAUCGAUUAUUAGCAGGAAGAUUAGAUUCAAUUUCAUUAAUCCCAACAACUAAAUGUGCAGUGUUUACAUUGUUUUUGAUAUCAUUUUAUAUGGGUUUGUUCGGAUUAAUUUUGUUUGGAGUUUCUACAAAUAUAGUUGAGAUUAGAAUUCCUUAUGGUAAAGAGUGUGAUGAAUAAAGCUUUUGCAAUAUUACAUUCUUUGUAGAUGAAUUAAUGGCAACACCUGUUUAUGUAUAUUAUGAGCUUUCCAAUUUCUAUUCUAAUGAUUUAAAGUUUCUAUUUAUUGUUACUUUUAAGUUUCGUCUAAUCUAUAAAUAAGGAUUAAUUAAUGGGUUAUGAUAUAGAUUAAUAAAAGUAUUGUCCUAAUGCUUAUUUACAAUCUUAGAUGAAUAGAUAAAAUAUGAGUGCAAGUGGACAUCAUCUAUUUCUAGAUUAUGCAAAUCCAUGUGGUUUGGCAGCUAAAUAUAUUUUUAAUGGUAAUUAUAAUUAUUAAAUUCAAUAAGAUACCUUCUAUAUAAUGAAUACAGAAAAAUUGACAAUAAAUGUAACCAACCUUUUGUUACCAAUGUAUAAAAAACAAUUUAAAAGACAUUAAUAUUAUUUCAAAUAAUGGUUAGAUGUAGAAAAUGGUAUUAAAAUUAAAGUUAUUAAUUAGAAUAAGUUUAAAGUUGGUUUAUACCUUAAGUACAUUCAAGUCGAUUUAUACUUUAUGGCAUAAUAAAUGGUAAUUUAAAUUAAGGAAGUUAUAAAUUCUAUAUAAACAAUUAAUAUCCAAUAUAAGUAUUUGGAGGAGAAAAGACAUUAGUACUUUAGAGUGCAUCAGAAUUAGGAACCAAAGGUUUAACUAUAGGUUUAGUACUUCUUGGAGGUAGUGGAUUUAGUGCAUUAUCGUCUCUUAUGUUGUACAUAUUAAAAAGAAAUAAAUCUAAAACAUAAGUAUAACAAGAAUAAAUUUGA
Molecule: messenger RNA, 1170 nt
Organism: Paramecium pentaurelia
Lineage: Eukaryota; Ciliophora; Oligohymenophorea; Peniculida; Parameciidae
Source: the annotation of a GenBank genome assembly